This is a messenger RNA of Dicrocoelium dendriticum, 814 nucleotides long. The record is from the annotation of a GenBank genome assembly. NCBI's taxonomy places the organism in Eukaryota, Metazoa, Platyhelminthes, Trematoda, Plagiorchiida, Dicrocoeliidae.
CGGAGAUCAUGUGUCUGUGAUGAAGGAAUAUAAUAUGAAAAAGCACUAUGAGACUAAACAUCAGGACAAGUUUAGAAACCUGAAUGCAGAUCAGAAGGUACAGGUAGAAGAGGAAUAUCUCAUCAUAGGCGUUGUUCACCAAAGCACAACCACAGAGUGAAGGUGCUGUGAAAGCAAGUUUUAUUGUGGGAGAGGAGAUCGGCAAAUCACAUAGACCAUUUACUGAGGGAGUUUUUGAAAAACUGCAUAAUGAAAUGGUAUGACGUCGUGUCCAGAUAAAAUGAUGUUUGGAAAUUUCAGCCUCAGCAGAAACACGGUUGCUGAUCGUAUUUGUGAGAUGGCCACUGAUGUCAAAACAUGGCUGAUCGAGAAAGGCAAAGACUUUGUUGCGUAUUCCAUUGCUGUCGAUCUCGCAAUCUUCAUCCGCGGAGUGGACUCUACUUUUAAUGUGACAGAAGAAACACUGUACAUAAAAUCCAUGCAUAGAACGACAGGAAAGGACAUUUUUGAUACCGUCUGCCAAAGUGUAACUGACAUGAACCUGUUUUGGACAAACCUAUUGGACCGACAACAGUUCGAGUACUGACAAUGUGUGGCGAAAUAAGUGGACUAGUUAAAAGGAUGCGGUUAAAGAGGUGGGAGAUCUGUGCUGGUGUGUUGAUAACAUAUUACCGUAUCAUACACCAAGGAUCGCUGUGUGGCAAAGUCUUGAACAUGUAAUGAGCCCUAUUACACAAACCGUCAACUAUAUCAGAGCCAAAGGUCUAAAUCACCACCUGUUUGUCUUUUUUGCAAGAAAUGGAUUGAGUUCGGG